Messenger RNA from Salpingoeca rosetta, 2530 nucleotides. RefSeq lists its product as uncharacterized. Gene Ontology annotation, molecular function: histone deacetylase binding; sequence-specific DNA binding; transcription corepressor activity. Gene Ontology annotation, biological process: negative regulation of transcription by RNA polymerase II. Gene Ontology annotation, cellular component: nucleoplasm; NuRD complex. Lineage: Eukaryota; Choanoflagellata; Craspedida; Salpingoecidae. The record is from RefSeq and is a predicted model, not a curated record. The transcript is spliced from 19 exons. Bases 123 to 2420 code for a protein of 765 amino acids.
AAAUUGGGGGUGAACGACAGCGACAUACGGAAACAUACAUAAGCCUGGUGGGUUGGCGCGAAAGGCAAAAGCAGAGGCACAAAGGAGCAACUGCUGCUGCUGUGAACGGUGUGUCCGCAUGCAUGAGCGGUCUCAGCGGCAGCGGUGAUGGUGGUGGUGGUGGUGGUGGUGGUGGCGGUCCCGUGCGGGGCGUGCGCCUCGGAGCCAGCGUCUUUGACGGUGAGAGUGGCGAGAGCGUCCAGCAGGGUGAGCAGGGUGAGCAAGAUGCAAAGCGCGCAAAGUUGAUGCCAGCAACGGCAGAGACCGCGUCGCUGGACGCCAGCAGGAACACCAACGUCUUCAACGAAGUCGUGGAGCUGCUCACUGACGAUGACGAUGACGAUGACGAUGACGAUGACGAUGACGAUGGCGAUGGCGAGGAUGGCGAUGGCGAGGAUGAAUCGAGUCAGGAGGACCAUGAUGACGAGGAUGUUGACGACGAUCGUGACGAAGACUAUGUGGCAGAUGAGGACGAGGACGAGGAUGGGGGCGGUCGUGGGGAUGACGAGGAAGAUGACGACGAGGAGGAAGAUGAAGACGAGGAUGAUGAUGAAGAUGAGGAGGAAGAAGGUGUUGGCGUGUUGCCCUUCUCCCCAAAGAAAACCACCGUCACUGCCUCAGGCUCGUCGGGAACAAGUGUAUCGCAGCUGCCUGCACGGGCGAAGAAGCGUGCCUCACUCGCGCCACCUGCAGCUGCAAAACAACGCACAACAAAGCGCAAGCCAGAACCCCUCAAGAAGCUCUCCUACAAAGAUGUCGUCUACAAGAUUGGCGACUUUGUCUACAACACAUCCUCGGAGCGCUUCCUGCCGUACAACAUUGGGCAGAUCCGCAACUUUCGACAGUCGGGCAGCGAGCCAUAUGUGACCAUCAGCUGGGCAUACCGCAUCGACGAGCUGCCAGACAAGAUCCAUCGCACCUUUGUCCAGUGGACGUCAGAGAUGUACCCGAUCUUGCGUCGCUAUCGCCACAAGAUUCUGCUGCCGUCCAAGCACACCGACAUCAUGAGUGCCGCGCUGCUCAGGGGCAAAUGUGAGUUGCAUCACAUUACGCAAGUCGAGAACUUGCCCGAGUAUCUGGAGAAGGAGGACUGCUUUGUGCACAUUAUGGCAUACGACCACAACCAAAAGUGUCUGUUGUAUCCGGACGGGCGCGCCCGCCACUUCCACCGCGCGCAGAUGAACGAGGCGACGGUGCCGGACGUGACAGAUGUCAUUGACUGGACAAACGUCGCAGCACAGCGCGAAACCAAGCUGUGGGAUCCGGCUGCGUGUCACCGCUUCAACAUGGCCAAGUUCUGCGCUUACUACAAGUCUGCGUGCAUUUGGCGUCGCAUGUCGCUCGGAUUCGCGCCACAGGACGCCGUGGCAGGAGCGUCGCGGGACACGACACUGCAGGCGGCAUACACGGCGCUGCACACGUCCGGGUACAACCGGAACAAGGCGCUCGCAGCCGUGCUGUCAGCAUCACCAGCACCAUCGUCAUCAUCAUCGUCGUCAUCAUCGUCGUCAUCAUCACCAUCAGCAGCAACAACGCUGCCGCUGGAUGCGUUGGAGACCUGGACGACACAGGACCGCUAUCUCUUUAAACAUGGUCUGCAGAAGGUUGGCAGAGACUUCCACGCCAUCCACAAGCAGUAUUUGCCGGCAAAGACGACCCAGGAGAUUACGGAGUUUUAUUUCCUCUGGAAGUUCUCGCCGGAAUACCGAAGAGUCCACAAACUCAUCAGGAGCGGAACGCGAACCUCCUCCCGACGCCACACACAAGCGGAGGACGAGGAAAUCAGUGACGCAGAUUUGGAUGUGUCAACGAACGUGACACCGCGCGGUCAGGCAUCGCAAUGCGUCCAUUGCACAACUACACACUCGCUCUCGUGGCGGAUUGUGUCGCCACAGCGGCUGCUGCUGUGCGAAACGUGCCGUUCAUACUGGAAACGGCACAAAGUCCUUCCUCCCAUAUCGGAGGAAGCCAUCACAGCCAGUGAGCCGGAACCGUUUGAACCACCAAAGACAGACAAAGAGGCCGCUGCAAUGGUGCACGACUUCAUGCAACAGAACGUUGUGCUCAGGUUCACGGCGGAGGCGAAGAGGCAAUACCGCAAAGUUGGCUUUACACACGCGUGCCCAGAGGCGACGGAGAAGGUGGUGCGAACGCAGCCGAUUCACCUGGACGAGUACAUCUCCCCCAACAUCCGCACGUGCAUCAACACAAGCAAGCUUGUGCGCCAGCUCGCAGAAGCCAUCGGGUGGGACACGGGCAAGCAAGAGUUUGCGCGCAACGUGCUGUUCUCGGAGCUGGUGCUGUUUCUCAACAACGUGUCCUCCUGUGUCGGCCUCAAGGACAGCGCCACCGACGACGACGAAGAAGAAAAAGAAGACUGACGGCAGCAGGGUGGAUGGGGAUGACAACUGGUGGUGGUGGGCGAAGAGGUGAAGCAGCGUGCCGUGUUUGGGUGUUGUUGAUCUGAGAAAGUGAAACGUGCCAACUCGCA